UCUCUCUUUCUCUCUCUCAGUUGAGGCUCAGUCACGGUGAACAGAUCAUUCGGCGGCAUCCGAAUCCUGAAGAAGGUUGAGGAGAAACCGAACUCGACAUACUACUUGUCUUAUAACCGAAUGAAACAUUUUAUACACUAAUAUUAUUCGUUAAUAAUCCUUCGUGGUUAUCGUGAUUUAGUCUGAAACUAAAAUCGGUGUUAUUACUUGCAUUUUUUAUGUAGAUUCAAAUCAUAUCAAACCUUACACAUUCACUGAAUCGUUUAAAUACUCUCCAUCAACACUAACCAACCGUAAUUUAAAAACAGCAAUGGCGAAGUUAAUUGUAAUCGCGUUCCAUCUGCUAAUGGCGCUUCACUACGGCUAUUCCAUCAAGUUCUAUCUACUUGACCUUAAGCCGCCAGAGUUCAUGAAAAAAGUCAAUAACAUCUUCGGUGGACCUUUCAAGUUCCUGACGUUUUGGGAUAUGCUGGUGCAGUUCUUCUACUUCGUCAUCGCCUUCUCCAACGACCUCUUCGGCAGCAGCGCCCUGGAUCGCAAGAAGCAGUCUCUCCUGCAGAAGUUCCGGGAUUUCUCGUUCUCCACCGUCGUGUUCUUCUUGGGGAGUAUGGUGAGCAUCGUCUUCUGGUUGCUUUUCAACCUAAACCGCGACCUGAUCUUCCCCGAGAUCUUUGACGCGUGGUUCCCGUCCUGGUUGAACCACGCCAUCCACACCAUGCCUGUGAUUGGCGUCGUGGUGGAGUUGGUUCUUGUGCCGCACUCGUUUCCCUCCAGAAAAGUUGGCUUCGCGAUGGUGGCUGGAGUUUGUUUCCUCUACCUUGUUUGGGUCAGCUACAUCGCAUACCUUACGGGCUUCUGGGUAUAUCCUAUCCUUGAAACGUUACCGAUGGCCGGUCGCGCCCUUUUCAUAGGCGCCUGUAGUCUCCUGUGCAGUUUUAUGUACGUUGUAGGAGAAUGGUUAAACAACAAGUACUGGGGUGCUCCCAUCAAGAAGAAAGCGAAAUAAUCACCAAAUACGAAUAUUAUUACUUCAAGAAAGCGCACUCAGGGAACACGUAUCCGCUCUCCGUUUGUCUUUUGUUUGUAAACGUUUGGCGAUCGUCUCUUUUUUUUAAACGAUUGAUGGUAUUCUAUUAAUGUAGGAUGUUGCAGUGUAUUUUAAUUUAUUUUUUAUUGUCUAAAGUUUAUUUUUUUCCUUUUCCUGAAAACAAGAAUUAGUAUAUAUAUAUAUACUUUUUUAAAUUUUUUUAUUUGCAUGAACCACUUUAAAGAUCGGUCAUGCACUAACCCCUCCCCCCUUUCAAAGAGGCUCAGUGGCAUUAAUAAAUGUUUUUUUUACAGGAUGUGUAUGUGAGUUUUCUUUUCAUUUCUAUUAUAUAAAUGCAUUUUUAUUUUCCUGUUCACCCCCCCUCCUAAAUUUUACAAUAUGUUAACUUUCCUUUGUAAUUACAGAUAUCAUAAUUAACAUAAGGCAGCCGAAUCAGUCCUAUUUUCGGGAUAUUGCAUAUGCUGAUGAUUGCAAAUUUAUAAUAUUCAUUACGUGUUAUAGAUGAUUGAUAUGACAGAGGAGUACCUGUUGUUCUUGUAUCAAGAUUUGAUUAAAGCUUUGUAAGAAAAAAUAAAGCAUUUUUCAUUUGAA
This is a messenger RNA of Penaeus indicus, 1639 nucleotides long. RefSeq names its product androgen-dependent TFPI-regulating protein-like. Gene Ontology annotation, cellular component: endomembrane system; membrane. The transcript is spliced from 5 exons. NCBI's taxonomy places the organism in Eukaryota, Metazoa, Arthropoda, Malacostraca, Decapoda, Penaeidae. The coding region runs from base 311 to 1006 and encodes 231 amino acids. The record is from RefSeq and is a predicted model, not a curated record.